CGGCCCGCCUGCCUUCCCACCGCCGCUACCCCGGGCCGGUCCUUGCAGCCGCUCCCCGGUGCCAGCAGCCCCGGCCCUCUUCCCGGGUGCAGGGGAUCCCCCUCCUCUCCUCUCCUUCCCUCCCGGCCCCGCCAUGGCCCGCAAAUUAGGCGGGUGCAGAGCGCCUGCCGUCGUGGGGCUGCUGGGCCUGGCCUGCACCGUCUUCGGCAUCGUUAUGGUCUUCGUCGUGCCCAUCCUCAUCAAACAGCAGAUCCACAAGAACGUGAGGAUCGAUCCCAACAGUUUGUCUUACAACAUGUGGAAAGUGAUCCCUGUUCCUUUCUACUUGUCCGUGCACUUCUUCGAAGUCUUGAAUCCAAACCAGAUCCUUAAGGGAGAGAAGCCCUCUGUUCGGGAGCGGGGCCCCUACGUGUACAGAGAAUUUCGUCAUAAGGACAACAUCACCUUCAAUGACAAUGACACCGUGUCCUACUUGGAGUACCGCAGCUUUCGUUUCCAACCUGAAAUGUCUCAAGGAUCAGAAGAUGAUUAUAUCGUUAUACCCAACAUCCUCGUCUUGGGUUCGUCCAUCAUGAUGGAACGGAUGCCUCUUCCUUUGAAAUGGUUAAUGAGCUCGUCUUUCAAUAGCUUCAAUGAGCAUGCUUUCAUGAACCGCACUGUAAGCGAGAUCAUGUGGGGCUAUGAAGAUCCUUUUGUUGAAUUUCUCAACAAAUAUCUUCCUGGUAUGAUCCCGUUUAAGGGAAAGUUUGGCUUGUUUGCAGAGCUCAACAACUCCAAUUCCGGAUUGUUCACUGUAUAUACAGGUGUAAAAGACUUUAGCAAAAUCCAUUUGGUGGAUAAAUGGAAUGGGCUUAGCAAGGUAAAUUACUGGCGGUCUGAUCAGUGCAAUAUGAUCAAUGGGACAUCUGGACAGAUGUGGGCUCCUUUCAUGACUCCCAAGUCUUCCCUGGAAUUCUACAGUCCUGAGGCCUGUCGGUCUAUGAAACUUGUGUAUGAGCAAUCUAGAGAUUUCAAUGGGAUCCCAACCUUCCGAUUUGUAGCACCUAAAACCUUAUUUGCCAAUGGAACAGUAUACCCACCCAACGAAGGCUUCUGUCCGUGCUUACAGACUGGGAUUCAGAAUGUCAGCACCUGUAGAUUCAGUGCUCCCCUCUUUCUCUCUCAUCCUCAUUUCUACAACGCUGAUCCUGUCCUGGUUGAGGCUGUGAACGGACUCCACCCCAACAAAGAGCAGCAUUCACUGUUCUUGGAUAUUCAUCCAGUUACUGGCAUUCCGAUGAAUUGCUCCGUCAAGCUGCAGUUGAGUUUAUAUAUAAAAGCAGUCCGAGGGAUAAUGCAAACAGGGAAGAUCCAACCAGUAGUUUUGCCUAUGCUUUGGUUUGGAGAGAGUGGAAUGAUGGGUGGCAAAACCUUAAAGACAUUCUACACUCAACUGGUGUUGAUGCCCAGUGUGGCACAAUACGUGCAGUACGUCUUCAUCGGCCUGGGAGGGGUUCUCCUGAUUAUCUCCUUCAUCCUCCAAGUCAGAAGCCAGGACAAAUGCUUUUUAUUUUGGAGUAGUAGUAAAAAGGGUCCAAAGAAUAAGGAGGCCAUUCAGGUCUACUCAGAAACUCUGAUGACCUCUACUCAUAAUGGGACUGUGCUCCAGGAAGCCCGUUUGUAGAAAAACUUUGAAGAAGCUCUUGGACCAGGGCUGGACACACCAACUGAUCAGCCUCCCAACCCAAAGACCCCCCUUCUCCAGGGAGACUCGAGUAACGGAAAAUAUUAUAACGAUGAAGCUUGAGGGGGGUGGGCUGCUUCCAGCACUCUGCAGGAGUGCCAUUGUGACUUUUCUGUACACAUGUGUGCAAUGGACACUCAGGGACCAAAAGAUCUCAUUUGAGGAUUCUAGAAUGGACAUGUUGAUAUGGGAGAGGCCAGAGAAUCGAACUCGGCGUUCCAGUCAUCCAUGAUGGAAAAAAUGAUUGACAUCCAUCAUCUACCCAGAGGGUCGGAUCACCCACCUUGGAAGUGGGAGGUGCAGUGCUAUGCCUCGUGUCUUCCGCCCCUCAUCCCUUGAGUAGAGCCACGGGAACAUACUAUGUGAAUGUGUACUGCUUAGUUCAUCAGGUGCACACAAAUACUGUGUAAAGCUGGGUUGAGCCGUUUUGCUCCGCUCCUUCACCCCCUUUACCCUCGGAUGACCCACUUUUCUUAUCUAUUAACCUCCCCUCUUUCUCCUCUCCUUCCCCCCAAAAAAAUCCAUAUAGCACAACAGAACUCCAUAUUAGAGCUGGCCAGCAUUGGAUUGGGUCAGUAUAUGGAAAUGAACUUCCUCCUUGGCCCAAUUCCUAAAUUUUUUUUCCCCCCUCUCCAUAAGCCACAAUGUAUGUGUAGGGUGUUGGUCACUGUGGAUCCAAGUGUACAAAAAGGCACAUUUGCAUCAGGGUAGAGUGAGCUUGGUCCUAGGGAACAGUGGUUAUUGUCCUAGAGGACAAACAUAGUCCAGCAUAUAGAGAUUAUGCAACUCUUUACUAUUGACUCAGCUUAAUUUUUAAAGCGACUUUUUACACCCAUCAGGGGCAGGGACAAAAUGUGCGCCUGUUCCAGGAUUUUGUCAUCUGCGAGAGUGGUUCCGAGAACCUCAUUUAAAGGCCUUCCAGUGUUCCUCAUUCCCUGCCUUUUAAAUCCUGGAUGUUGUCUCACAGGGUGCUUGUUUUGAAUAUCCCAUCGAUUUCAUAGGCUUUGUAUUUUUGCUUGAACUAAAAUUUCCUGGUCAGACCGAAUCCCAAAUUGAAAGAUCCUAACACUAAAUCAUAUCCCGUGAGCCUCUCCCUUGACCCAAGACAUUGUGGGGAAGGAGUACUCGUGAUGGGGGCAGAAGGGGAAAACACUGCUUUAACUCCCUCGAGAUGCUCUUUUGCUCCUGCCAGGCUGCUGGACCUUGUGCCCCUUGGGCAGAUGUCUCCUCCCUUUUUUCCUAUGGGAAAAAAAAAUGAAUUUUAAAAGAUUUAUUAUUCAAAUAAAAAGAAAAAAAAAGUA
Messenger RNA from Ornithorhynchus anatinus (platypus), 3024 nucleotides. RefSeq names its product scavenger receptor class B member 1 (gene SCARB1). The transcript has 13 exons. Gene Ontology annotation, cellular component: cytoplasm; caveola. The coding region runs from base 134 to 1663 and encodes 509 amino acids. The record is from RefSeq and is a predicted model, not a curated record. Lineage: Eukaryota; Metazoa; Chordata; Mammalia; Monotremata; Ornithorhynchidae. Gene Ontology annotation, biological process: cholesterol efflux; cholesterol import; recognition of apoptotic cell. Gene Ontology annotation, molecular function: lipid binding; scavenger receptor activity; low-density lipoprotein particle binding.